This is a messenger RNA of Aureobasidium vineae, 3945 nucleotides long. Lineage: Eukaryota; Fungi; Ascomycota; Dothideomycetes; Dothideales; Saccotheciaceae. The record is from the annotation of a GenBank genome assembly.
AUGAAAUUCUGUCCUCUAGGUCCCACGACGGACUCGGAACCGCCAUACGAUGUCAACCACGAGCGCGAGUUUUACAAAUAUUUUCAACCCGUCAGACUUGGAUUAACCGGCCUGUCGGCGCAAAGAGACCAAUCCAGUCCGCCACAAGCUCGCACAUCACCCGACAGAGCACUAACGGCGUUCGCUCAACUGGCUACCCUCCGAUUGGACUGCAAACGUGCCUUCAUCUCCUUCUUCGACAGAGACCAUCAGUACAUCGUCGCCGAAGCCACCAAGUCGCUUAGCCUGCAGACUGAAUCCGUCCAUGAGCCAGGCGAUCAGAUAGACUAUGGUGUAACCAUGGUUCCUAAGAGAGGGAGCAUCUGCGAACAUACGAUCAAUCUCUCAUCCAACGACCUCAAUGGUUCCAAGGACGAGACAGUCUUUGUGGUUCCCGAUUUGUCCAAGGACGAGAGAUUCAACGACAAAACAUAUACCACGGAUCACGGAUGGAGAUUCUACGCAGGAGUUCCCAUCGUCUCUCCUAAUGGCUACAAGAUUGGCGCCUACUGUGUCAUAGAUCCUGAGCCUCGAGAAAGUCUUUCGUCUGAAGAAGUGGCCUUCAUGAAGGACAUGGCGACAACAGUCAUGAUACACCUUGACAUGCUGCGCUCGCAGUCCGAGAGCAUAAAGAAAGAGAGAAUGGUACAUGGUUUGGGAUGCUUUGUUGAAGGCAAAGAUACUUUGGGCGAUUGGAGAGCCCUAGGUGCUGAUCUGGAGACGCCCGAUCAGCAAGACUCAUCCUUACCCUGGGCCGAUCGCCAGUACUCUAGACACCACGACCAACCGCCGGAUAUUAAGCUGAGCGGUGAGAAGGACUUCCCAUCCCUCUCCGAUGUUGGCGUCUACCUGGAUAUCGACAAGUCGCCUUCACGACGAGGCUCACACGCUUCUUCUAAUGCAUCAGCACAACCCUCGUCAUCAAUGGAAGACCCUAAGGCGAAAAAGACAUCGCCCACCGAUCACCUUGCACCCGCAGUCAAAGCGACAUUUGGACGUGCUGCAAACAUCAUCCGAGAGUCAUUGCAGAUAGAUGCUGUUGUCAUAUAUGAUGCUACCGCCAAAUCUACUUUUGGAGGUCUUGUCGAUCGCACCACCCAUGAACGACCGAAACGAAGGAAGUUGUCCUCAGCUUCCGAGAGUGACUCUUCUACUAAGUCUGGCACGGAGAGAUCUAAGUCAGGAAAUAGUGAGGACUUGGAAAAGGAAGAUGGUGCGAAACCCUCCGAGAUCCUUGGUAUAUCGACACCUACCAUGAAUAGCGCACAUAGUGAUCAAUCAGCAAAACUCACCGACGGUAUGACUGAAGAGUUUGUACGAUCCCUUUUGCGUCGCUAUCCUCAUGGUAAAGUCCUCAACUUCGAUCAGGAUGAAGAUUCGUCACUCGAACAGGAUAGAGUACUAUCAGAGGCUCUGGACGGUGAAGUUUCGCCGAAAGACACGGUCAAGAAACGCAAGCGGUUGAGAUCCAACAAUGCCAAAACAAUAAAGCAGCUGUUCCCAGGCGUGCGCAGCUUCGCCAUUCACCCCAUGUGGGACUCUGAUCAGAAGUUCUUCAGUGCUUGUAUAGCCUGGACCUUGGAUCCACAUAGAAUUCUGACCACACACUCCGAACUUAGUUACCUCGCAGCGUUCAGCGAUUGCAUCAUGAGCGAAGUGGCAAGGAUCAAUGCUAAGAUUGCUGACAAAGCAAAGUCAGACUUUAUCUCGUCUAUCUCACACGAGCUGCGGAGUCCACUCCAUGGUAUACUCGGCAGUGUAGAAUGUCUCGAAGACUCAACUCUCGAUCCCUUCCAGGAGAAUCUUGUACAUACGCUUGCCACCUGCGGCCACACUUUGCUCGACACGAUUGACCAUUUACUCGACUUCGCAAAAAUCAACAAUUUCACUAGGAAGAGUACUCAAACACGCACGAACAGUUCGAAUCCACAUGAACAGAAACAAAACUUUGCACUGGAUGUUGAUGUCGACUUGAGCGUUGUCACUGAGGAAGUGCUGGAGACUGUCUUUGCUGGUCAUGACUUCAUUAGAGCUGGUCGUGAGACCGAGCAGAUGCCGCGAGCAAACAAACAAGUUGACGGUGAUGCAAACAGCUCGGAUGGUAAUCGUAACGUCUCUAUCGUGGUUGACAUUUCGAAAGCCCAGGACUCACAUUGGAUCUUCAGAACACAGGCUGGAGCAUGGCGCCGUAUUUUGAGCAAUCUGUUCAAUAACAGCCUCAAGUAUACCUCAAGUGGGUUCAUUCAGGUCAAGCUCGAUAGUGAGCCAUUGCCAACAAAAGAACAAGGAGGCAAAUCUAAAGUCACGCUGUCAGUCACUGAUUCCGGAAAAGGCAUGUCGAAAGAGUACCUCGACAAAAGUCUCUUCACCCCGUUCGCUCAAGAAGAUCCGAUGCAGCCCGGCACAGGUUUGGGGUUGGCGAUCAUCUCGGCCAUAAUCAAAUCCAUGGGUGGCGAGAUUGAAGUGGAAAGUGAGCAGGGUAAAGGUACCAAGACCACCGUUACCCUGGAAAUGAUGCACAUUGCAGUAAAAGAAGAGGAUGUAGAUCGAAGUGUGAUUACAAGUGCGGCUAAGAGGACUAAGAACAUGAAGAUCGGCUUUAUUGGGUUUGAUGGAAAUUCCUACGAGAAGGAGCCGCAGCCAGGGACCCGCGAUCCAGAGAACGCUGGCCAUAGAUUUAUGGCCUCGUUCCACAGAAUGUGCCAGAACUGGUUUGGAAUGGACAUGCAGAUAUCCGACGGCAUAGACCAGUCUGGGGUCGACGUGUUCCUUACUACUGAGAAGGGUCUCGAACAAGUGCAAGAUCAGCUGGAGAAGCGCAUGAAAAACCAGUCCGACAAGAACGCUCAAAGCAAAGAAGCCGAUAUCCCUUUGCUGGUCAUAUGCAACAGCGUCUCUGCCGCUAAUGCCAUGAUGCACCACCCUAGAUCACAUAUCACCGGAGUCUUAUCCCAACCAUGCGGACCAAGAAAACUAGCAAAAUCACUCACGCUUUGCUUAGAAGCCCACAAGAACGCCAACACAAACGAGCCAAUGCCAUCCAUGCGCAAAGUUCUGGACGACAGCAUAGGAGAUGGCCAACAACUCCAGGAUAGUCCUUUCCAGAAAGUCCUAGAUUCCGAACAACAUGCCAUGAGUGAGCAGGCGAAGGAGAAGGGCCACUUCGGAGAUGCACCACUGAAACAUCCUCGAAAGGAUACGGUGGAGAUGGCGCAAGGCAAGUCUAGGAUGCCUAAGCUGGAGACCUCUCCGUUGAAUAAGACCAGCUCUCCUGACUCACCAGCGCCAUCGGCCGGAAUCAUGAGUCCUUCCUCCAGGACAAACUCGGACUUUGACAAGGCCGUCCGUAAAGUGCUUUUGGUAGACGACAACAGGGUAAACCUGCAGUUACUCGUUACCUACAUGAAGAAAAGCGGCCACGCACUCAUGACAGCAGACAAUGGACUCGAGGCCCUUAAAGCCUACAAAUCUCAAUGCGAACAAGCCAGUGACAAAGACGAAAUGGCAGAUCCACCAUUCGAUUACGUGCUUAUGGAUCUAUCGAUGCCUGUCAUGGACGGCCUGGCCUCGACCCGCAAGAUCCGUGCUCACGAGCGGGCGAACAAUAUCAGACCUACCAUCGUCAUUGCACUUACCGGGCUCGCAAGUGCACAGGCACAGCAGGAGGCAUUCAGUAGCGGAGUGGAUAGCUACUUGUGCAAGCCUGUUAAGCUCAGGGAGUUGGGUAAGAUGCUAGAUGCAGGUACAUCAAGCAAUGGACAGGAAGAAAAGAGUAAGGAUCAGAAAGCCGAGGAAGUGGGAAAAGAGAAGGAAAAGGACAUUAAGAAGGAGAAGAGCCAGGAGCAGAAGAAAUACUUCAACACCGAGAGUGGGAGAGUUGUUGGUGAGGAACUAUUCAAAGGUUAA